Molossus molossus (Pallas's mastiff bat) is the source of this 653-nucleotide messenger RNA. It is a transcript of the gene SCRG1, whose product is annotated as stimulator of chondrogenesis 1. The transcript is spliced from 3 exons. The record is from RefSeq and is a predicted model, not a curated record. Lineage: Eukaryota; Metazoa; Chordata; Mammalia; Chiroptera; Molossidae. Bases 188 to 478 code for a protein of 96 amino acids.
GGCUGGAGAGCAAGUCUGUCAAUCCCAGGCGAGAGAAAAGGCAGACAAAGGUUCAUUUGUAAAGAACCUCCUUCCAGCACCUCCUCUCUUCUCCUUCUGCCCAAACUCACCCAGUGAGUUGGAGCAUUUUAAAAGAGUCCUCUGCCAAGAAGACCAAAAGGAAAGAAGAAGAGGGGCCAGACACAAAAUGAAAUUCACAGUACUUGCUCUCACCGUUGGGCUAACUUUGUUGCUGGAAGUCCAAACCAUGCCUGCAAAUCGCCUCUCUUGCUACAGAAAGGUAAUUAAAGAGAACAAGUGCCACAGCCUUCCAGAAGGAGAUGACCUGACAAAGAUCGAAGUAAAAGCCCAGGAUGUCUCAGAAGAACAGGAUUGUGAGAUGGUCUGUUACUGCAACUUCAGCGAAUUGCUAUGCUGCCCAAGGGAUGCCUUCUUUGGACCAAAGAUCUCUUUUGUGAUUCCUUGCAAGAGGCACUGAGAAUCUUCAUGUAUUCUGCAGAGCACCAUUGCUGAUUUCCCAGAAACCACACUAUGUCAAGUAUAACUGCAUUUCUAGUUUCUAUCCAGUGCAAUAAAGCACAGAUUCUACAAAUUCUUACUUUUCUAAGACAAGUAAACUUGUGUUAAAUAAGUAGUAAUAAAAAUUACUUCAA